Procambarus clarkii (red swamp crayfish) is the source of this 744-nucleotide messenger RNA. RefSeq names its product keratin-associated protein 5-2-like. Lineage: Eukaryota; Metazoa; Arthropoda; Malacostraca; Decapoda; Cambaridae. The record is from RefSeq and is a predicted model, not a curated record.
AUGAAGUCGAAAAACAGGAGGCUUCCUGUAACAGGUAUAGGAGGAUAUACGAGGAGUGCAGCUGGAGGAAGGAAGAUAAACGGCUAUUACCGCAGUGAAGGAAAUGGAAGAUCCCAACAGGGAGAAUGGCUUCAGGGAUCAGGGGAUGAAGAUGCAAGACGCUGCCUUGAUUCACGAGGCUGUGUCAAUGAUGCGUGUAGUCGAGGCACUGCUUCGUGCAACGGUGGCACUGGUUCGUGUAACGGUGGCACUGGUUCGUGCAACGGUGGCACUGGUUCGUGCAACGGUGGCACUGGUUCGUGCAACGGUGGCACUGGUUCGUGCAACGGUGGCACUGGUUCGUGCAACGGUGGCACUGGUUCGUGCAACGGUGGCACUGGUUCGUGCAACGGUGGCACUGGUUCGUGUAACGGUGGCACUGGUUCGUGUAACGGUGGCACUGGUUCGUCCAACGGUGGCACUGCUACGUGCAACGGUAGCACUGGUUCGUGUAACGGUGGCACUGGUUCGUGUAACGGUGGCACUGGUUCGUGCAACGGUGGCACUGGUUCGUGCAACGGUGGCACUGGUUCGUGUAACGAUGGCACUGUUUCGUCCAACGGUGGCACUGCUACGUGCAACGGUGGCACUGCUUCGUGCAACGGUGGCACUGUUUCGUGCAACGGUGGCACUGCUACGUGCAACUGUGGCACUGCUACGUGCAACGGUGGCACUGCUACGUGCAACUGUGGCACUGCUUCAUAG